Molecule: messenger RNA, 1194 nt
Organism: Elephantulus edwardii (Cape elephant shrew)
Lineage: Eukaryota; Metazoa; Chordata; Mammalia; Macroscelidea; Macroscelididae
Gene: TSC22D4
Product: TSC22 domain family, member 4
Exons: 4
Coding region: 1-1194 (397 amino acids)
Biological process (GO): response to osmotic stress; regulation of transcription by RNA polymerase II
Source: RefSeq, a predicted model, not a curated record
AUGAGUGGGGGCAAGAAGAAGAGCAGUUUCCAAAUCACCAGCGUCACCACGGACUAUGAGGGCCCAGUGAGCCCCGGGGAUGCAGAGCCUCCUACCCCCCCAGCUCCCAUCAGGCCCCCACCCCGAUUACCCAAUGGGGAGCCCAGUCCUGAGCCAGGAGGCAAGGGUACUCCCCGGAAUGGCUCCCCACCGCCUGGGGCCCAAGGGGCCCCUGCUUCCCGUUUCCGGGUGGUGAAGCUGCCCCAGGGCCUGGGAGAGCCUUAUCGUAGAGGUCGGUGGACAUGUGUGGAUGUUUACGAGAGAGACCUGGAGACCCCCAACUUUGGCCGGCUCCUGGAGGGAAUUCGAGGAGCCUCAGGGGGAACUGGGGGCAGGUCAUUGGAUUCUAGGUUAGAGCUUACUAGCUUGGGCCUGGGUGCCCCCACUCCACAGCCGGGCCUGUCUCAGGGCCCCACCACCUGGCUCCGUCCGCCCCCCACCUCACCUGGACCUCAGGCUCGCUCCUUGACCGGGGGGCUGGGCCAGAUGGCUGUACUUGGCAAGGCCAAAGUGGAGAUGCCCCCCUUGUCAGCCUCCCUACCCCAGCAGCACCCUCCAGAGCCUGGGACGGGAGAGAGUGAGGGCACAUCUUGGACCUCUACACCCCUGCCCUCUCUGAGGGUAGAAGUGGAGCCAAGGCACCCCGCGGCUGGGACUCCUCCACUUUCCCGAAGGAAGGAUGGCACCCUGCAGCUGAUGGAGUUGGUGGCACCAGAGGAGACAGGACAGGUGCUGCCCCUCAACUCCCACCCCAGCUCUCCAGGCCUCUACUUCUUCCCUGAUGCCAGCUUAGUUCACAAGUCUCCGGACCCCUUUGGAGCAGCAGCUGCCCAGAGCUUCAAUCUGGCACGCUCCAUGCUGGCCAUCAGUGGCCACUUGGACAGUGAUGAUGACAGCGGUUCCGGAAGCCUGGUUGGCAUUGACAACAAGAUCGAACAAGCCAUGGACUUAGUGAAGUCCCACCUCAUGUUUGCGGUCCGGGAGGAGGUGGAGGUGCUGAAGGAGCAGAUCCGGGAGCUGGCUGAGCGGAACGCAGCGCUGGAGCAGGAGAACGGACUGCUGCGUGCUCUGGCCAGCCCAGAGCAGCUGGCCCAGCUGCCCUCCUCAGGAGUCCCUCGGCUCGGGCCCCCUGCACCCAACGGGCCCUCUGUCUGA